Knipowitschia caucasica is the source of this 1134-nucleotide messenger RNA. Lineage: Eukaryota; Metazoa; Chordata; Actinopteri; Gobiiformes; Gobiidae. The record is from the annotation of a GenBank genome assembly.
AUGCCAUACCAGGAUGAGGAGUACCCCGGACAGCCGCUGUGGCAGUCCGUCCUGUUGUUCUGCUGUAAGGGAAUGAUAGAAGGAAUCAUCGUUGUGCUCUUCUUCUGGCUCCUGAUCCAAGUCUUGUUCACCAAACAGCUUGAAAUUCAUCUCCAAGUGCUGCUGCUGGUUGGCCUGGUAAUCUUCUGCCUCUCUUUGCUCCUGGGGUGUUUCAUUUGCUGCAAGAAAAGCCACUUCUGUUCAUCAGAGGAUAAAGAAGCCCCUGCAGCCUCAUGUCCUGCUCCCUCCGAACCUGCGAUCUUCAGCCCAAUCCCCGCUCCCCUGGUCGCACCUUCCUCCGGGCUGCCCUCGAACCCCAGGCUGCACUACGAGGAACUAGACGGUGACAUGAUGGAGUACCCGUCUACGUUCAACAGCCCAGCGCCUUCGGAGAAAGACUUCAAAAGCUUCAAAGAACACCCACGUUCUUACUUCUCGCUCCGUCGUCUGAGCACGCCGCAGCUGUCUCCGUCCUUCUACAAACCAAUCGAUCAAUCCAGCCACACAUCGCUGCCCGUGUUUCCCAAAUUCCUUUCCAAAACGUGUAGAGCUGCCCAAAGACGCUGCACCGUGACUGGGGUUGACCUGUUCGACGAGAGCAGCAGGUUGACCAGUCCUGGAUCCGUUUCUCCAUCAAUGCCAGAGGAGCCUAUACCACUGGCGUCUUUGAGUUAUGGCUCGGUCUCACCAAAACCCUGCCUGCACUUUACUAUGGCCUUCUCAGCGGAGCAUCAAGUCCUGACCGUGAGCAUUUUACGCAUCUCCGGGACGCAACACAAGCUGGAGGAUGUGUCGAUUCUGGGCAGCCUCCCUCCGCUGUACCCCUGUCCCGUUCAGGCUGUUUUGCAGAGUGGCCUUUGCCUACAGCCGCAGACGGUCACGCUGCUUUUGAAGGUGAAUUCGGUGAAGGAGCUCCAGCAAUGUGUGCUGAGGAUAGGGGUCAGCCUCCGGGACGUGCCCCCAGAAGGCAGCGGUGCGGUAGGAGAGCUGGAGGCUGUGUGCGCGGGGCGAGGAUGGAAGAGUGACCAGCUGUUUUACUUGACAAAAGAGCUCAAUCAGGUCAAAGGGGUGCUAAAAACUGGUGCUCAUCCUUGA